Messenger RNA from Cetraspora pellucida, 250 nucleotides. NCBI's taxonomy places the organism in Eukaryota, Fungi, Glomeromycota, Glomeromycetes, Diversisporales, Gigasporaceae. The record is from the annotation of a GenBank genome assembly.
UCAUUGGAUGGUGAAAAAUGACAUUUUUAAAUUGAUAAAUGCUUACUACGAUAUAAGCCAAUAUGAACCAAUUAUUGCAUUUGCAUUAAAAUGUCGCGUAUAUGUCUAUUACACAUUGGACAAGCAUGAAGAAUCACUCGCAGAUCUAAGUACAAUAUUAGAUAUUGAAGAAUCACUCGUAGGUUUAAAUCAAUUACUAAAAAUUAUCCCUAAUGAUGACUAUACAUUAAAAUGUCGUGACGAAAUCUGA